AUGGGAAAGUACGAAAAGGGAACGCCGAAGGAAAUUGCAAAUCGAUGCAAAUCGAAAGGUCUGCAGAAGUUGAGAUGGUUUUGUCAGAUGUGCAAAAAACAGUGCCGCGAUCAGAACGGCUUCAAAUGUCAUUUGACCAGCGAGACGCAUCAACGGCAGCUGCUGCUGUUCGCAGAAAACUCAGACACGUAUCUCAAAGAAUACAGCGAAGAGUUUGAAAAUAACUUUUUGAAGGUAUAA
Molecule: messenger RNA, 240 nt
Organism: Gongylonema pulchrum
Lineage: Eukaryota; Metazoa; Nematoda; Chromadorea; Rhabditida; Gongylonematidae
Source: the annotation of a GenBank genome assembly